This is a messenger RNA of Protopolystoma xenopodis, 534 nucleotides long. The record is from the annotation of a GenBank genome assembly. NCBI's taxonomy places the organism in Eukaryota, Metazoa, Platyhelminthes, Monogenea, Polystomatidea, Polystomatidae.
AUGGAAGGUCAGUUAAAGCUCCAGUGCCAUCGGACGACGGAAACAACGCUCGACGACUCAGCUCGUUUGCUCUCGAACGUCAGGACGACGGGACUCGACUUUCGUCGUCCGGUCAAAGCUGUCCACAAACAUCGGCCUCACAACAGACUUUACGCGAAAAUGCCAUCUCAGCACAGUUGCCAAGCUGACGGUGGGAAGAAUGACCCUCGUCCGAGAGCCUCACCUGCGCCAGGAAGACUCGCACGCGAUGCGUCCUCAGGUCCGAGACCGGCGGCUUGGCGGCGCAUCAUCCGCCCAACCGAUGGGCAUCCUCCGACGGCCGGACUGGCACCUCGAGACGGCACCCGCGAGGCCUCGGCAACCUGUUGCUGGGCCGAGCAGAUGGUCUGCGAGGCGCCGGCGUCUGUCGGCGCCGGACCGAACCCGCGCAGGGUGCAAGAGGCCGGCGUGAUUGGCGGACCCAGUGCCGGAGCGCCGCAAAGGCGCCGACUGCCAGAACUGCUUCGGGAGGCGGCGGUCGCCUCGAACUCCUAA